AUGGGAGCGCUGUUCAAGUCCGACGAUCAUGAAUACUAUUAUUACAGAAUAGUGAACAAAAUACACACGUAUUAUAUACCCCAACUGGCUUAAUCUAAAUGUUGUGCACAGGCGGUCAUUAUUACCGGUAUAAUAGUCAUAAUUUAUUUGGUGUCAUUGCAAUGGCAUACUCCAUGGGUUUUUUCUUCCAAUUUUUUUGUGUAAUACUACCCACACAUUGUAAAGUACCUUCCUGAAGCGAACCUUGUGUCAUAUUACCUUGCCUUAUGGUGGCGAUUUGGCUACACAGCAAUAUAAAACUGCAAGGGCUAAAACGGUAAAACGUUCAUGCUUGUCGAACUAUUCCAAUUCGCCCCACUUCAAGUACGCUAAUGAAAAAUACAAAAAGUGCGCAGUUUUUAGCACUAAGGGCCCUACAACUUCUUGUUAAUCGAUGAUUUAAAAUACAUUGUAAUGCGCUCUAAGUUGUGUGCCGCGACUGCCCUUCAUGAUGUUAAGCAUGGCUGUCAGACUACAGAAUAGCAAAUCAACUAAUGAAAUCACACAAGUGCGAGGUCGGGGCUUGAAAUGAGCAAAGAUGACUUUGAAAAAAAAAUUAAUAAGAUGACAUCGUUGAAGGGCAAAAUGAAAGCUUAAACAUUUGCAAAAUUAUGUUGGUUUGGGGGGUAACUUUAAGGUGGUUUUUCGUCUAAAAGUUACAUAUAGGCCUACGCCUAUAUAUUUAUUAUAUGUCCUCUCCAAUUGAUUGCUUUUUGUAAAUUGGUUUCUAUUUCAUAUUGUUUACUUUUGAUUUGAAGAAACGUUUCGUUAUCACGCACUCGAGUAAUUAAAUUGAAACAAAAAUGUAACGGUAACAGCUGUUGCUGUUGGUAGUGUAACCAUGUGCCAUUGCUGCGGCGGUGGAUACAUUGAUAUUGAUCUCAUUCCGCUUACUAUUGCCUGGUGCAUGCUGGUGUCUUAAAAAUAAUAAUCCCAUGUGUGAUAUAUUAAUUGAUGACUAUUUUAUAGGCGUGUACAUUGGCAUAUAGUUGUCAUUCGAGCACAGCUAGUGCUGUUUGCACCCUAAUUGUGCUCGUGUUUCUGAUCAAAUCUAUACCUGGAGGGUGUGAUAUUGACAGUGAUUUUCAUCACCCGUUAAAUAAUGGCGCGUAACAUCAGGGGCGUUUUUAUCACGUUGCUAGCCUUUGCCAGUGGGAGUUUCUUCACGUGGACGCUAACGUUGUACUCAAUUCCGGAGAGUCGGUCCCAAAAGCUAGCAAAAAUAUUCGACAUGGAACAUCAAGCACUCAUCUCAUCAGAUGCAUCUCAGAAAAUCCAAACAACGACACAGCAUGGUCCAUCUUCAAGGCGGGAACAUGAAGCGACCAAACACUCAACAAAUGCAAGUAUUCGUAAUUUGGCUUAUCUUGUCAAAGCAUCCAAUCCAGUCAGAAUUCUCUGUUGGGUCAUGACGUCACCCAAAACUCUGCACACCAGAGCCAGUAGCGUGCGAGAUACCUGGGGUCCACGUUGUGACGUCACGCUAUACAUGAGCUCUCAAUCGGAUCCGGAUUUCCCCGCGGUUGGCCUUGAUGUAGCCGAGGGUCGAGACGCCCUCUGGAGCAAGACCAAGGCUUCAUUCUUGUACAUCUACCAACACCAUUUCAACGACGCUGAUUGGUUCAUGAAGGCUGAUGACGACACUUACGUCAUCGUGGACAACCUCAGGCACUUUCUACGGGACAAGGACAGCUGCGCGCCAGUCUAUUAUGGACAUCACUUCCAGUGGUACAUCGAACAGGGGUACAUGAGUGGUGGAGCUGGCUAUUUGAUGAGCAAAGAAGCUUUAGUGAGACUUGUAGGUCAGCUACGGAUGGAAGACAACUGUGGAGCACCUAAGCCAAUGACCCUGGCUGAGGAUUUAACUGUAGGGCAGUGUAUGAUGAAAGCAGGUGUAUUGGCAGGAGAUUCUAGGGAUGAGCUGAACAGAAGUCGAUUCCUGCCAUUCGACCUGGAAACGUUCUUCAAGAACAACCUUCCCGAUUGGUACUUUAAAUUUGCUAAAUACCGAGUGGCAAAGGGGCUUGGCUGCUGUUCUGAUAGUCUCAUUACUAUUCAUUACGUCAAGGAUCGAAUGUCAAUGAUGCUGUUGGACUUCUACAUACACGGAAUACAAGUCAAGACCUCAGGAUGACCUGAUUAUUUAAACUGAUCGAGACACGUAUAUAUUAAUUAUAAUAAUUGUCAAGUAUCCAACUUAUAACGAGUAUAAUACGGAAAAGUAAACAACAGUGGUG
This is a messenger RNA of Patiria miniata (bat star), 2276 nucleotides long. RefSeq names its product glycoprotein-N-acetylgalactosamine 3-beta-galactosyltransferase 1-like. Bases 1142 to 2173 code for a protein of 343 amino acids. NCBI's taxonomy places the organism in Eukaryota, Metazoa, Echinodermata, Asteroidea, Valvatida, Asterinidae. Gene Ontology annotation, cellular component: membrane. The record is from RefSeq and is a predicted model, not a curated record. The transcript is spliced from 3 exons. Gene Ontology annotation, molecular function: N-acetylgalactosaminide beta-1,3-galactosyltransferase activity.